Molecule: messenger RNA, 1947 nt
Organism: Penicillium riverlandense
Lineage: Eukaryota; Fungi; Ascomycota; Eurotiomycetes; Eurotiales; Aspergillaceae
Product: fungal specific transcription factor domain-containing protein
Exons: 4
Biological process (GO): DNA-templated transcription; positive regulation of transcription by RNA polymerase II
Cellular component (GO): nucleus
Molecular function (GO): zinc ion binding; sequence-specific DNA binding
Source: RefSeq, a predicted model, not a curated record
GGGAGACACCCUGUUCACGAUGUUGCCAAGUCGGACAGGGCAGCCACUGCCGAUAUGUUGCUCGCGAUCGCAAAAUCCGAGUUGAUGAAAGGUCCUUACUUGGAGCAACUUCUCAGCGACAGCAAGGAGCUUCGCAAACUCCGCAGUACUCUCAGUAUCAAUAGCAUCGUCGAUGCUAACGACACUGAUGUUAAGAGUCCUGCGGUGACACAGGCGUUUUCAAUAAGUCGAUCGUCUAACCCUCCUGUCUACAUGAGUGAGGCAGCAUGUCCAGCCUUUGCUAGCCGCCUAUGCAAGUACCUCCAGCCUUCCGAUCAUUCAGCAGAGAAACUCCCAGAAUUGCGCUAUACAGAUGAAUCAACCCUGUCGUCUUUGCUAGACAUCGACAUCCAAUGGCCCAGUCUGGCAUAUGCCCAGUUGCUAGUGCAAACAGCGCUCGGCCACGUCAAUCCAUCUUUCCAUUUAGCACUGAGGAAAGACACCCUCGAUGUUCUGCAAACCAUUUACCAAAAAGGGACAUUCGACGACCCGGCCCUCCAAUGCAAAUACUUCGCUCUCUUUGCUCUGGGGAAUGUUUAUACUACACCUCGAGACUCUUCACGGGCAGCCCCUCUGCCAGGUGCAUCCUAUUUUGCGAAAGCGCAUUCUCUCAUUCUAUUCAUUCCCGAACGGGCUAGUAUAAUUCAUGUCGAGAGUCUUCUCUGCAUUGCAUUUUACUGUCAGUUUAUGAACAGAUUCCACUCCGGCUAUCGGCUAGUAGGAACCGCCAUGCGGGUUUGUACCAGUCUCGGUUUGCAUCGUCCUAUCGCGGAGAGUCAAUCCCUGGAACGAGAACACUGUUUACGAUUGUGGUGGACUGUUUACGUGCUAGAUCGCUUUUGGGGGCAAAGGCUAGGAUCUCCUGCGCAAAUUGACGAUAAAGAUAUACACCUCGAUCUUCCAUCCGAGUCUGUUUCGAUGAUGCACCGCGAACAAUUCGCCGAUAGUACUUAUCAAAUAGCUACCGUCGGGCUGGCAAAAAUAUGCGGGAGUACGAUCAAGGAGAUCUACAGCCGACCACACUCGCCUGCAAGGUUUUUGCAGCACGAGCAGAAUAUUUUGCUUCAACUUAGGCAGUGGGCCCGGUCUCUUCCUGAAAGUAUGAAGCUUCAACAGGGAAAGUCUAAUCCUACACACCUUGUUCAAGCGCAUUUGCAAUUCAACCAUUGUCUUAUUGUGGCAAUUCGGCCCGUCCUGCUCUAUGUUCUCUAUGAGACGCGUCCCAAUCAUUCGGAUAAUUGUAAAGUGUCAUCAAUUGCGACUACGUUAAGCGAAGCAUGCAUACACACCGCGAGGCAAUCCCUAGCCAUGUGUGUGGAAGAGUGGACCACCGGAGCAGUAGCGGUAUUGGGCUACUCUUUUCCAUCCUUUAUCUUCUCAUCUGCGCUCAUAUUGAUGAUUUCAAGCAUCUUGCCAUUCGGAAACCCAAGCGAUCUCACUUCUGCUGAAUCCGGCAUGGAGAUUCUUAGGGUUAUGAGCCUCUCUGAGGAUAUUAUGGCAGAGACUUCUUAUGAGCGUCUUCGAUAUGUCCGGCAAUGCUUUGAAAACAGCACAGUGCUUUCUGAUCCUUCUUUUGUAGAUCAUAAGGCCAUUCCGGGUGAACCGACGGCGGCACCAAAUGCCGGUCCGUCUUUUGCAGACCUCAAAGAUAUUCAUAGCCCGGAUCAAUCAUCGGCAGCACCAUACUGCCUUCCACACACCACCCACUAUUCAAUCGGUCCCAGUGGUGGGUCUGCGCCUAUCAGUGAUGCCUCAUAUACAGUCCCCGAGCUGGCUCUGUACCAGCCAGACCUGCAGGCAUUCUUGGAUAUGGAUCAGUCAGACAUGAAUCUCGAUUCACUAGAGGACGGCGGGCUCUUUGCCGAUAUAGAUGUGUCUUUUUUAUGGCCUCCAGACCCCCAGUUCUGA